Mugil cephalus (flathead mullet) is the source of this 1813-nucleotide messenger RNA. RefSeq names its product transmembrane protein 88 b (gene tmem88b). The record is from RefSeq and is a predicted model, not a curated record. Gene Ontology annotation, cellular component: plasma membrane. NCBI's taxonomy places the organism in Eukaryota, Metazoa, Chordata, Actinopteri, Mugiliformes, Mugilidae. Gene Ontology annotation, molecular function: PDZ domain binding. The transcript has 3 exons. The coding region runs from base 305 to 1099 and encodes 264 amino acids.
GAGGGCAAAUAAGUUUGACAUACUUAAGACAAAGAGCACAGUGAGUUGAACAGUUUUCAGCAGCUGAGGGAGGAACAUCUCUACCACUAUUUAUUAACACAUGAAUUAAACGCUGCGUUAAAACUACAAUCCAAGACUUGGCUUCACCUACAACUCUGGAGACAAGAAGCAGCGAGAGGACAGAGCUGUGAGGAAUCCAACACAUAAGGCUUCAGGAGGGACACAGCACAACACCCUUCACACAGACAACAAGGUGAGGACGUAACGGCGCUUAGGAAUAGAAAGGGGGAUUCUCUGAAGCUCCAUGUGGAGGACGCACUGGACUGAAGUGGACUUGAGAAGGAGCGAGAAAAGCAGCAGCAACCUGGAGGAGGAACAGCAAGAGGUCCACCGGGCCCCGCAGCACAAUUACACUCACACUAUGAGUAUGAGCAGCACUCUAGAGAAGGGGGCCCACCAUCAGGCCCUGGACCUGUCAGAAGAACUGCCGCCGCACCACCAGCACCACCACCAUCACCCGCAUCUCCACCACUCCAACUCUCUGGCUUCCACCGCCGCUGUGGGCGGAGGCAGAGAGACGCCCUCACGCGUGGUCAUACCUCCUCCUUAUUCCGCGGCCGAGAGCGGAGGCGGGGGGAGCGAGGCUCCUCUGGAGCUGCGGGGGUCACUCGACUGCUGGGCCUGCUCGGUGCUGGUGACCGCCCAGAACCUGGUGAUCGCCGCCAUCAACGCCUGCCUCGCCGGAGUGGUGUUUGGGACGAUCCUGACACCGGCCAUCGUCAUGGUUGUGUUCGGCUUCCUCUGUCACUCUACAGUUCGCCCCCACGGGACGACACCCUACUGUUCAGACCUGCUGACUGACGGAGGCUGCGUGGCGUUGCUGGUGGUGGGCUUCCUCUUGGUCACCCCUCUGCUGGUCCUGGCGCUGGCUGCGUACUGCCGCCUGGCCCGACACCUCCAGCUGGGCCUGUGCUUCAUCCCAUACAGCCGAGCCGUGUACAAGAACCUGCCAGCCACGCAGCACCGCGGACUGGGCACCGGCUGCUGCGGCGGUAGAGAUGGAGCCGAUAGCAGCGGGAAGGGAAAGGUCUGGGUGUGAGGUUAACGAGGGCUGUGCGAGAGGAAAACAAAGAGGGGGGGGGGAAAGGAAAAUCAUUAGAUUGCAAAUAUAAAAGGGAAACAAGAGAACAGGGGCCGGGGUUUUUUUAAUACGAUGACUAAGAAAAGGCAGGAGAUGCAAGUUCAGCAACAUGUGCCACUACAUUGUUAAUGGCUAAUGAAUUACUCCCAUGCCUUAACAUCUGGGCAACAUAACUGAUUGAGAAAGGUUAGCAUGGUGUACUACGGAGGUUUUGUUUGUAUAAUUACACUGGAAUAUUUACAGUCUCGUAACUGUCUUAUUACAACUCAGUGUCUUGUUUUUUGAAACAGCUGAGAGCAAUUUCUCAAACAAUACAUCCAAAUGAAAUGCUCAGGUCAAAUGUAAAUUGUGUGUUUGUAAAAAAUAAGGGGGCAAGUCAACAAAAGCAAAGGCAAGUCUGCAAACCAGUACUUACUUAAAAUAGCCAAAAGUGCCUAAAAAAGUUGACCUGCAUACGACCUUAACCUUCCUGAAUAAAUCACAGGAAACAGGAAAUGUGAACAUAGCCCACCUCACAAAUGCUGUAUUUACACUAAACAAACUGUAUCUUCUCACAUGUAUGUUAUUAUGACAAACUUUAUUUCUCUAGUGUAGCUUUCUGUUUAGCUAUUGUUAGCUGUGACUGCAAUCCCUUACAUUAUUCCUUUUUAUAAAUAAAGUUUUGUUUUUUGA